UUCCAAAAAUGUGAAGAAGAGCUUUCUUUAUUAGAGAAUCGAUUCUCGGAUUUUGAGAGAUCGGUUGGAGAGAUGGAGAGGCAGUAUGAUGUAAUGGGGAAACGUAUUCAAAAUCGAGAAAAUCGAUUGAAUUGGCUUGAGAAAACCGUGGAAGAGAAGUUGAAAUUGGUUGAGUUUAGGAAGAAGGAACUGAAAGUCAUUCGUGCACAGCUGGACAAGUGCUCCCAGAAGAUUGAGUUGAAAGAGAGGCAAUUCAAUGAGAUUCUGGGGUCAAUUGAGGAGCAGCAGGAAGAAUUUUCUUUUAAAGAAAAGCAAAAUAAAGGGGCACAAAGAUCAGUUGAUAACUGUGACAAAGAGAUAAAAUUGAAAGAGGAGAAACUUAGUUUGAUUCAGAAAUUGAUAGUGGACUGCUCUAAUACACUCAAAUCGAGAGGGAAAAGUAUUAGGGCAAUGGAUUUGAAAAUGAAAGAUUUUUGUUUGCAUAAAAAGACAAUGGAGGAGUGGUCCUGUAAACUUGAACUGAGAGAGAAACAGUUUGAGUCAAAAGUUGACGAUCUCAAUAACAGGAUCAAUGAAUGCCUCAAUGAGGUUCAGUUGAAAGAAAAGCAUUUUGAUUCAGUUGAAAAUUUGAUACAAGAAAGCAAAAAGCAUUUGGAUUCGCAAGAAAAGUCAUUACAAGAAUAUUCCAAUGGACUUGAAAUGAAAGAGAGGCAACAUGCGGAAUGGGCCAAAGAAAUUGAAUUGAAACAACAACAAAUUGAUUCAAUUCGGGCGUCCACUGAAGACCACACCCAAAAUCUGGAGUACACCCCUGCCAGUAUUAUCGCAGUCCCUUCUUCCUCAAGUAAUCAAUCCGGCAUGAAAAGGGAUGGUAGAGGCUUGCAGUUGCUCAUGAAUGAGCAUUUGAAGAGAAUUGCCUUAUUGGCUAGCGAAAUGUCUGUUCAUCUGAAAGCAUCAUCAAACCCAGCAGAAUUGGUUUUAGAUGCAAUGGAAGGGUUUUACCCUUCAAAUUUGGAUGCGGACAAAAUGAAGUUUGAUUUUGAUCUGACAGUUAUUAGAAGGAGUUGUGUUCUUCUGUUACAGGAGUUAAAGAGGUUGUCACCACAGAUUAAUCAUCAGGUGAGAGAAGAAGCGAUUAAGUUGGCGGCUGAUUGGAAGGCUAAGAUGACGGUGGCAGCUGAGAAUAGUUUGGAGAUUUCGGGGUUUUUGUGGCUGCUUACGGCAUAUGAAUUGACCUCUACUUAUAAUGCGAGGGAACUUCGAAGUCUUCUUGCUAUAGUUGCUCAAACGGAACAUGCAACUGAACUAUGCCAAACCCUUGACAUCACAGAAAAAGCACCUGCUGGAAACAGAGUUUCUUUCCCUGUAAAAAUUGAGGAACCAGAAUCCUCACCCGUCAGAAAUGUAGCAACUUCUUCUUCUCCAAAUCUUCAACUAGAUGCCAUCACAUAUGAAAGGAAUUUGCAGCAGCGUCUAGAUGAGCAUUUUAGUGAGAAUAAUUCAGUACAGAGCAAAAUGUUUGAUUAUUUACGAGUGUCAAUUGACCCAGGAAGACUUGCUCUGACGACGAUGCAAAAAUCUCUUUCUGAAUACUGGAGAAAAGGAGGUCUCGAAGCAACUGUCAUGAUGAAGAACAUCUCCAUGUUGGAGGAGCUAAUUAUUUGCACAAACAGAUCUCAUGUGAGAAAAGAUGCAGAAGAGCUAGCGGUCAAGUGGAAAGCAAAAAUGGGAGCCAAUACUGAUAAUUCAUUGGAGAUUUUGUGUUUUUUGCAAUUUAUAGCUACAUAUGGAUUGGUUUCUACCUUCGAUGUAGAUGAGACGGUAAAGCUUCUUGGGAUGAUUUCUCAGCAUAAACAGGCUAUAGAAUUACAUCAGACACUUGGUGUUGCAGAUAAGAUCCCUGGUAUAAUUUGGAAUCUUAUUGAAAGGAAGCAACUCAUUGAGGCUAUUAGAUUUAUCUGCACCUUCAACUUAAUUGACAAGUUCCCGCCAGCACCACUCCUCAAAGAAUACAUGGAGGAUGCAUGGCAGUCUUUCUGGACAAUUUGGCUGGCAAAAGAAUCACUUGAUGAAAAGAAUAAGGUUGUAGACAAGCAAAUAGCUGAUCUAAGAGCUGUGAUUCAAUGCAUCAAAGAUUACAACCUCGAGUCUGAAUACGCAUCCAAGGACAUUGAAAUACAAAUUGUUGAGCUUGAAAAGCUAAGGGGUACUUGGAGACAUUCUGGGAGACCCUAUGUCUUUGAACAAGAGCUGGAAAAGAGGAAGGAAAGUAGUAGCAGCACUUCUGACCCCAGAUUUCAACCACCAGAGAAACGUCAAGCCAUAGCAGCUGCUAGACCCUGUGCAUUGCCAACUUUCACCCGUGGCUAUCCGCAGUUAAGUUCGUCAUCUCAGCUGUGGUAUGGACAUUCUGUGCAGUUUGACAUGGCGGCCAACGACCAGGAAGCUGCUGGUGCUAACUUUGGUGCCAUGCAGUUAAGUCUGUCAUCUAGGCUGCAUUCUGGACACCCUGAGCAGUUUGGUAUGGCUGGCGGAGCUAGAAUUCUGCUUGAAAAUGAUGCACACCGUGCACGGUUUCGUGUGGCUGCUAGCGACCAUGAAAUUGGUACUAAUUUUAGUGCCACGCAGAAUGCUGGGUUACUUCACCCUCAUCACUUGUUGCCCAGCCCUCAUAGUUAUCACCCUAAUUGA
Molecule: messenger RNA, 2691 nt
Organism: Prunus persica (peach)
Lineage: Eukaryota; Viridiplantae; Streptophyta; Magnoliopsida; Rosales; Rosaceae
Exons: 7
Coding region: 73-2691 (872 amino acids)
Source: RefSeq, a predicted model, not a curated record